AUGGAAGCUGUCGUAGGCAUCUGUGCUCUCUGCUUGAAUGAGAAGCUCCUGGUUUUGGCCUCCGAGCAAGGUCAUCUUCCUCUAUGCAGGAGGUACUUGAGAGUGCCGAAGAGGAAACCAGUCAUCACGCUUCCUAAGAUCUUUGUUUUGGGCUCUUUCGGCCAUCUCCUCGAGUCCCAUCAUCACACAAACAAAGAUCACUCCGGUCGUGAAGGCCCCAUUGCCAGCCUCGAAGAGAUCAUCUUCAUGUUUGUGGUUAUCUUGGAGAGUGCCAUGCAUCUAAACGUGGUUUGGGUCUUGAUAGACUCGUUCAUAUCGAUUAAGUUUGAGGACGAAGGGCAAGUGUUAUCGAAGAACAAGAAAGACAAGAGCUUUGAAGUUUCAACAGACACCACCACCAUUGGCAACGGAACCAAGGAAGUAAAGACAACGGUGGAGCAGUCAGACCACAGCGGGUUCCCGAGGUGGCGAAAGCACAUCGGCCGCCUUCUUCAUCAGGGAAUCUGGAAGCGGUCCAAUGAGGCAAGCACAUGCCACUUUGGGUUUGGAGGUAAGGUGGAAGGAGUGAAGCGGACAAGGGGUUGGGUAAGGAGUCUAACAAGGAGGACCACCACCUCUGGCUAG
This is a messenger RNA of Musa acuminata AAA Group (dessert banana), 624 nucleotides long. RefSeq lists its product as uncharacterized. The transcript is spliced from 2 exons. The coding region runs from base 1 to 624 and encodes 207 amino acids. The record is from RefSeq and is a predicted model, not a curated record. Lineage: Eukaryota; Viridiplantae; Streptophyta; Magnoliopsida; Zingiberales; Musaceae.